Molecule: messenger RNA, 3055 nt
Organism: Microstroma glucosiphilum
Lineage: Eukaryota; Fungi; Basidiomycota; Exobasidiomycetes; Microstromatales; Microstromataceae
Product: zincin
Exons: 2
Coding region: 38-2695 (885 amino acids)
Biological process (GO): protein processing
Cellular component (GO): plasma membrane
Molecular function (GO): metalloendopeptidase activity
Source: RefSeq, a predicted model, not a curated record
CCACCACUCCCGCCCGCGUCGUAUUACCCACGGCAGUAUGGCUUCUUCGCAAGACUAUGGCCGCCCCUCGGCCGACGAAGUGGACGAGUCUCGUCCUCUCCUCGGCCAACAAUCAGAUGGACAAGCUCAGCAGAAUUGGCACCAGAGGCUCCGUUCUCGCCUCGCUGCCGCCUUUGGCCCAUUGGCGGAGCCUGAGAAGCUAGGCGCGACGGAGCGACUUCUCUUGGCCCUAGCCCUCCUUCUGCUUCUGAUUGCUGCCAUCUUCAUCGGCCUCUUCGCUGGAGCACAGAGCCGCCUCUCACACCAAGGCCCACCUCAACGUGGAGAUCCCAGUGAGGGACACGACAGCUCAGCGGCCUGUCUCACGACCGAAUGUGUCCUUGCGUCAGCAUCUGUGAUCCAGAGCAUAGAUAGCUCUGUUGACCCAUGCGAUGACUUCUAUCACUUCGCUGCCGGAGGAUGGCUGGCCAGCCUCGAUCACCAGAUCCCCGACGAUGCUGGACUCUUUGGUGCAGGUCAAUUCGUUGCGGCCCGAAACGCUCAGAUCGUCCGUGAUCUCCUCGCUGGCGCUCCCAAUCAAGAAGAAGCUGCCGCCCUCGAAUCACAGAGUAGUGAGGAGGCGAACGUCGACAAUCGUAACCUCGCCAAGCUCAAGACCUUCUACGACACCUGCAUCGACACGACCACUCAGGACGAGAAGGGUUCGCGUCAGAUGAUGGUGCUGAUCCAGCAUGCACGCGACCUCUUGUACGGCGAGGACUCAGCGCAUCUGGCAGAAGAGCUUGUUGCUCUCAGCCCAUCAAGUGUUGUUGCUCAGCAACAUCCUACUGGACCUCUUACCCCGCCUCCUGGUGCAUCGUCCCCGGUACCCCCGAAUCAGAUUCCGCUCCGAGCUCCACAGCCCCACCCACCUACUGAUAAGCCAGGUCCCCCUCCUCCACGCAAUGGACGACAAAAGGCAUUGACUUCAGUCCUGUCGUGGGCGCACGCUCACGCCGUGCCCGCAUUCUGGGGGAUCAACGUCGAUGGUGACCCGGUGGAAGACCCUACAGAGGGGACCAUCUGGGUCACCACGGGCGGGCUUGGCUUCCCAGACAAGGCGUACUACGAAGACGAGGAUGAGAUCAAGUUCUACAAUGAGGUGAUCGAAGCCACCCUUGUCGCUGUAGCGAAAGAGGACAAGAAGAAGAAGAAGGGUCUCGAUGCUGACGUGUCUUUCGGCGACAGCUCCAAGAAGCAUCGCAGCCUUGCCCGAAAGGUCGUCGCAUUUGAGCGAGAGAUUUCAAGGGCGACGCCUGAUGGAGACGUCCUCGCCGAUCCUCUCAGCAUCUACAAUCCGAUUCCCGUCAACAAGCUCGCAUACACGAGCAACGCUGUCGACUGGCCGAUGUAUCUCAGUGCUCUUACGGUCAAGGUACCUCACAAUGUCCUCGUACACUCUCCCGACUUCCUGCGAAAGACUGGCGAGUUGAUCUCUCAAACGAGCGACGAGGUGCUCGAGGCCUACCUCACCUGGACUAUUGUUCGUACAUACGGGCUGAAUCUUGGACCCAAGGCUUCCCUGAGAGCUCCCGCAGAGGCUCUCGACCGGAGACUCAAGGGCGUUGCUUUCGACGCAAAGGAAGACAGGGCUACAGUCUGCCUGAACGCUCUCAACGAAGCGCUCGGGUUCAUGGCUGGGCGCUACUAUGUCCAACAAGCCUUCCCUCCUACUGCGAGGAACAAAGUCAUCGAGAUCAUUGACACGAUCAUCUCUGCCUUCAAGGAUCGACUGCCUGAGCUUGACUGGCUGGACCCCAAGACCAGGCGUGCGGCCGAAGUCAAGGCUGACAACAUUCGCAUCAAGGUGGGAUACCCCGAGUACCCAAACACGACUUCGGCAGCGUCCAUCGAAGCGUACUAUAGCCAAAUCGAUGUCAAAAAGUUCGACUACUUCGGCAACCGCUUCCGUAGUGCGACUAUCUUGAACCAAAAGAACCUGGCUCAGGCUGGUCGCGUGCUGAACGUCCUGCGAUGGGACAUGUUCCCCGCCGAAGUCAAUGCUUACUAUAACCCUGGAGGAAAUGAGAUUGCCUUCCCCGCUGGUAUUCUGCAACCACCCUACUUCGAUGUUGCCACGCCGGACUACAUUCAAUACGGAGCGCUGGGUUCCGUUGCAGGUCAUGAGCUGACUCACAGCGUGGACCCAGCAGGACGUCUUUACGACGAGCAUGGGUACCUUAGGGACUGGUGGACCAAUGACACCACGAUUGAGUUCUACAAGAGGCAGCAGUGCCUCAUGGACCAAUAUGGCAACUACUCCCUCGAUGACGGCACAGGGCGCAUGCUGCCUCUCAAUUCCAAGCUUACAAUUGGAGAGGAUGUUGCAGAUGGAGGCGGAGUUGCCCAAUCCUACCGAGCAUGGCAGACACUGCUGGAGAAGGACACAAAGGAGAUACGAGCGCGCAAUCGCCUGCUGCCAGGUUUGGAGCAGUACAGCCGUGAGCAACUCUUCUUCAUCUCCUAUGGUAUCGCUUAUGCGCGCAACCUGCGACCUCAGGAGGCUCUGAAGAGGAUCCGUACCGACCCGCAUUCCCCCAACCCGUUCAGGGUGAAUGGAGUGGUGACCAACUCGCCGGCCUUCUACAAGGCGUUUGGAUGCAAAGCUGGCGACAAGAUGUUCACCCCAGAGAAGGACAGGUGCUACAUCUGGUAAGGUGGCUGGCGAAGGAGAGAAAUGGGAAAGAGAAAACAAGGGGACGCAGCUUCAGAGGAACGCAAACGAGAACAAAGAAGUGAGAUAAUGCUAGUGAUGAGGGACAUUAAAGGACUCAAUCAAUGCAUUGCCUGGACCUGCUCUUAUUGCUACAUUGCUACGAAGCGUACUUGGCCUGGCGGAUGACGCGACGAAGAAAGCAAUCAGUAUCUCGACCGUAUAAGAAAACGUGUCAAAUUACUCACCAUCUCCACCCCUGCGUGUUUGUAGCCACACUUCUCGUAGAAUGCUGAUCGGAGGAGGACAUGAGACAGACAGUGUAUCAGCAUCGAAAUCUGAUGAAGUGCCAUGACUUCCAGU